This is a messenger RNA of Vespa mandarinia (Asian giant hornet), 477 nucleotides long. RefSeq lists its product as uncharacterized. NCBI's taxonomy places the organism in Eukaryota, Metazoa, Arthropoda, Insecta, Hymenoptera, Vespidae. The record is from RefSeq and is a predicted model, not a curated record.
AUGCUCGACAAAAACCUUAAUUAUGGCGAGCACAUACUCAGGGCAGCCGACAAGACGGCAAAAGUAGUAGCCUCGCUUGGCACACUCAUGGCAAACGUCAACGGGCCCCGACCGUGCAGGAGGCGACUACUGAUGCGUGCCGCCGAAACAGUGAUGCUGUACGGCGCUGAAGUCUGGGCCGAGACGCUGCAAAAGGAAAAAUAUCGCAAGCGCAUAGCCGCCGUACAGAGGAGGGGUGCUCUCCGAAUCGCGUGCUCCUACCGCACGGUCUCUGAGCCCGCGGUGCUAGUGGUCGCGGGGGUAAUCCCGAUCGAUCUACUAGCCCAGGAGAGACAAUUCGUCCACCAGCAAAGGUGUGUUCUGGGAAAGGAGGAGGCAUCAAGGCUCGCCAGGUCUAGCAGCAUCGAGGCCUGGCAAAGCAGAUGGGUACAGGAACCUGGGGGCAUGGCCUGUUCUGCUCCUACCUCGCAAAAAUGA